GUAUGAAGGCAAACGAUUUCUAUUUUUACAAAUGACCAGCCUGAUAUCUAAUAAAGUCUUAGAUGUUUAAACGUUUCCUUAAUCCCUUCAACUUAUUUUUAAAAGAUUUUUCAGGGAUGGCAUCCGAUGGAAGUAUUAUUGUUCACAAAAACACUAAAAACCCAACUAAAGCUUGGACAGAACUGUCAUUGAAACAAACUGUGGACAAGGGAAUGCCAUUAAAGCCUGACACACCCAUCACUGAAGAUAAAUUGAGGGUGGUUUGUAUAUCAGAUACACAUUCAAAGAUAGAGAUACACCCUGAAAUUGUCCCAGAUGGUGACAUUCUGAUACACGCAGGAGAUUUCACAAAUGUUGGACUUGCCAAUGAAGUCAAAACCUUUAAUGAUUUUCUAGGUACAAUGAAGCAUCCAGUGAAGAUAGUUAUAGCCGGGAACCAUGAUCUAACCUUUGAUGAUGAUAUGGUAAAGAAUGGAAGGGAAAAUCUCAAAAAAAUGUUUGGUGUUUCUGAAAAAGGUUUUGAGCAGUUGUUGGUAAAAUAUGGUGUACAGAAUGUGAAAGAACUGAUGACAAAUUGUGUAUAUCUUGAAGAUGCAGGGAUAGAUGUGUGUGGUGUUUAUAUAUAUGGUUCACCAUGGCAACCAAGAUUCUGUGACUGGGGAUUCAACCUUGACAGAGGGCUGGAGUGUUUAAAGAAAUGGAAUCUUAUACCAGAAAACACUGAUAUACUAGUGACCCAUGGACCACCUAUAGGUCAUGGUGACAUGUGUUUUGAUGGAUUUAGGGCAGGCUGUGUGGAACUUUUGAGCACAAUACAGAAAAGAGUGAAGCCAAAAUACCAUAUAUUUGGACAUAUUCAUGAAGGUUAUGGUGUAACUACUGAUGGCCACACAACAUACAUCAAUGCAUCAACAUGUACUUUACGUUACAAACCAGACCAUGAACCUAUAGUGUUUGACUUUCCUAUACCAGAAGGACAUGUGAAAGACGAAUUACUUAAAAUAACUCCACAGAGAUUGAUAAGGUCUUAACAAUAGACAAGUGUCCUCCCCCAUUCCCGCCUAAUUUCUUCCCUGGUUUGCACCCUGUCUCCAACUCCAGGGUCUGAGAUCCUACAAACAUAAGAUUAGGAUUCAACAUCAUACAAUGAAGACUUCGAAAUUGUGCUAAACAGAAUAUCAGUUUUUGUUUAUUUCUAUUCAAACUGAAAUUAAAUCUUAUAUCGUCACCUUGGUGCAGUAACGGGUCAAGUCCUUCUAAAUUUAAUAGGAGUUAACCAGUUAAUGCACUAAGAUGACAAUAUGCAAAAAAAAAAUAUUAAACACUUGCUGCUGUUACAUACUGGAAUAUCUGGCACUCAAAGCACUGAUUAAUGGUAACUUGGCAGAGCCUUGUUAUUGACCCUCCUGCCAAAUAUUUUAAUCUGCACUGGUAGCUGAUGUAAGAUUGUUACAAAAAUAUAUUGCUUUAUGAAGUGUAACAAAUGAACUUUGAACAGCCUAUGUGAUCUCCUUAAUAAAAUGUAAAUCAUUAUUGGAUGCAAUCUUAUCAAAUUAGCCUCGUACAAAAAUUCCAUGUCAUAGCACUAUUGUAUUGCAUAUCAAAUCACUAUUGUACUAUAUCUAACCAUAUUUUAAUUUUUCAAGUCCAAGAAAGUCAUAUUAAAUCCUUAUUGUACUAUAAGUAACAAAGUUUUGUCAAAAUGUUACAAAUUUAGUGAUUCGUAAUAAAGAUACAAAACUGAAUUCUACUGGACAAGAACAUAGCUGUCAAACUUAUAUUGGACGAGGUGCUAUGUAUGAGUCCAAUAGAACUCAGUAUUGGACUCGACAACAUAUAACAGUCCUGGCUUUAAUUUUAUCAGUCAUGAGUAUGAAUAUUUUCACAUUGAAUCAAUAUUGUUGAAAUGGUAAACGGGUAUUUUAUGUCUUAUAUCAGUUGUAAUCAAACCAAUACAAUAUUAUCACUUGUUGACCUUUGUAUAUAUGUGAAUAUAAUAAAUAUUACCCAAUAUUUCAUUGUAUGUAAAUUGAAUUAACCUCUUAGCUCUGUGAUAAAUUUCAACUGUU
This is a messenger RNA of Ruditapes philippinarum (Manila clam), 2069 nucleotides long. RefSeq names its product metallophosphoesterase MPPED2-like. NCBI's taxonomy places the organism in Eukaryota, Metazoa, Mollusca, Bivalvia, Venerida, Veneridae. The record is from RefSeq and is a predicted model, not a curated record. Bases 63 to 1031 code for a protein of 322 amino acids. Gene Ontology annotation, molecular function: hydrolase activity. The transcript is spliced from 7 exons.